This is a messenger RNA of Mytilinidion resinicola, 1851 nucleotides long. Its product is annotated as general substrate transporter. Gene Ontology annotation, molecular function: carbohydrate:proton symporter activity. Gene Ontology annotation, cellular component: membrane. The coding region runs from base 322 to 1851 and encodes 509 amino acids. Gene Ontology annotation, biological process: carbohydrate transport; transmembrane transport. NCBI's taxonomy places the organism in Eukaryota, Fungi, Ascomycota, Dothideomycetes, Mytilinidiales, Mytilinidiaceae. The record is from RefSeq and is a predicted model, not a curated record. The transcript has 5 exons.
UCUGCAUUAGGCAAUUCGUGAUAGUGGCUAUAGCCAAUCAUAUAGCAUGUAUUUAUACGACGGGGUAGGACGAUUUAGGUUGUUUAGUGCGACAUGAAGCCGCGAGAUCGCAAUCUAGAGCCUUGACUUCAAGGUCCGCAAUCUUCGGAAGCGGUAUCAGAUACCGGGGAUGGAGAUAUCCGUGUCGAACUACCACAGCAUAGUGUGCAUAGGCACGAUGCUUGGGAUCCAUAAAACGAUCGAAGCCUGACCCUGUUCACUCGAGUGUCGCUUCAAUCAAUCGAUCUCUAUCGAAGAACCUCCUGCUCUCCUACAAUCACCAUGGCGGUUUCUAAUCGACAGCAUGUGUCUCGGCUGGUCCCUCGCAGCUCCAGAACCCUCACGGUACUGCUCAUAGUAGUAGCUGUGGUGAACUCCGCGACGCUGGGGUUCGACAGCUCUAUGAUGAAUGGCCUCAACAUCUUGCCGCAGUAUAAAGAUUACUUCCACUUGAAUGCCUCGACUAGAGGUCUUCUUACUGCUGGAUCCUGGCUCGGCGGUGUCGUUGCGACGUUCUUCAUGCAGUGGGUCCCCGACCGCUUCGGCCGCAAACCCACCAUCCUCAUCGCCGCCUGCAUCGGCGUCAUCGCUGCCAUCAUCCAAGGCGCCGCUCAAAACACCGGCAUGUUCGUCCUCGGCCGCAUCCUCUCCGGCAUCGCCGGCCAGCUCUCCGGCGGCGCCGCCCCGACGCUCAUCGGCGAGACCAUCAAGCCGCAUUACCGCGGCACGAUUCUCGGCAUCUUCUUCAGCUGCUACUACGUGGGCAGCCUCAUCGCGUCGGCGGUCAACUACCGCACCGUCGACAUCGCGACGACGUGGGCGUGGCGCAUCCCGUCGAUCCUGCAAUGCGUGCCCAGUCUGCUGUCGAUUGCGUGUUUGCCGUUCGUUCCCGAGUCCCCAAGGUGGUUGGUGGCGAAUGGGAAGCCGGAGUAUGCGCGCGAGGUGUUGGCGAUUGUUUAUGAGAAUAAUACGGCGGAGACAACGGAGGUGCUUGAGGAGAUCAAGAUGACGUUGAAGUAUGAAGAGGAGCAGUAUCCCGCCAACCCCUGGAAAGAGCUGAUUACUGGUACCCCGAAUCUGCGGCGGCUGGCUAUUAUUGUGUCUUUCGGGCUGCUGAUCGAGACGCUAGGGAACUUUGUGAUCAGCUUUUAUCUGGGGACGAUGUUGACGCAGGCGGGGAUUACGAAUCCGACGACGCAGUUGCAAAUCAACGUUAUUUUGAACUGCUGGUGUUUCGUCGUCGCCGUCGUCGGUAGCUUCCUCUUAGACGUUGUGGGUCGAAGGAAGCAGACCUUGUGGUGUAUGGUGGGGAUGAUUGCGACGUUUUAUAUCGCUGGAGGCCUUACCAAGUCUUUCGGCGAGAGCACUAACAAAAGCGGCAUCUACGCCACCAUCGCCUUCAUCUUCCUCUUCCAGGGCUUCUACUCCGCAUCCAUCACGCCAAUGACUACCGCGUAUCCCCCGGAAAUCAUGCCGUACCACACGCGAAACGCUGGCAUCGCCGUCUUCAGAUUCCUUGAUUGCAGCACUGGCAUGAUGUACAGCUUCCUCAUGUCAUAUGCUAUGGACAACCUCGGAUGGAAGUUCUUUAUGGUCAACGCGUCGUACGACAUAAUCUUUCUUGUGGUAAUUUACUACUUCUGGAUCGAGACCAAGGGGAUCCCACUGGAGGAGAUCGCGGUGAAGUUUGGCGAUAUGGAUCCGAGAGAACUGAUUGUGGGAGAAGGGAGUGAGACAAUGAGUGACGGGGGUGAAGGAAAGGCUACAUUUGCGGAUAAGGGAGGCGUUGACAUUGGUGUGAGGCAGGCUUAG